Molecule: messenger RNA, 284 nt
Organism: Sphaeroforma arctica JP610
Lineage: Eukaryota; Ichthyosporea; Ichthyophonida
Exons: 2
Biological process (GO): phosphatidylinositol dephosphorylation
Molecular function (GO): phosphatidylinositol-4,5-bisphosphate 5-phosphatase activity
Source: RefSeq, a predicted model, not a curated record
UUCUGGUGCGGAAGAAGGUGGCGAAUCGUGUGCGCAAGGUGGUGCGCUCGAAGGAGGCCACAGGACUAGGCGACAUAGUGGGCAAUAAAGGAGGAACGGCAGUCAAGCUGACUAUCGGAGACACUACCAUUUGCUUUGUGAGCGCUCAUUUGGCGGCACAUGAGGGCGAGAAGUUCAGGGAAAGACGGAACACUGACGUGUGUGAUAUCAUUAACGGCAUGUGGCUGAAGGGCCCCAAACUACUCGACCUCACCAAUUACUGCCAACACGUCUUCUGGAUGUAA